This is a messenger RNA of Rhodotorula toruloides NP11, 1923 nucleotides long. RefSeq names its product zinc finger, C2H2-type domain containing protein, DnaJ Family. NCBI's taxonomy places the organism in Eukaryota, Fungi, Basidiomycota, Microbotryomycetes, Sporidiobolales, Sporidiobolaceae. Gene Ontology annotation, cellular component: cytoplasm. Bases 1 to 1923 code for a protein of 640 amino acids. The transcript has 7 exons. The record is from RefSeq and is a predicted model, not a curated record.
AUGGGUGCCAACGCCUCUUCACAGGCGGGCGCAGUGUCGAAAGAGCUGGACCACUACGAGGUGCUAGGAGUCGAGGUCACUGCGUCGCAGGAGGAGAUCAAGAAGGCCUUCCGCAAAGUCGCUCUGCGAGAACACCCCGACAAGAACCCGAACGACAUCGAAGGGGCAACGAAGCGCUUCGCACGGAUACAAGCCGCCUACGAGUGUUUGUCAGAUCCUCAGGAACGCGCGUGGUAUGAUGACCACCGCGAGGACAUCAGCAAUGGCGGAGCGGCGGGCACAACCGAGGCGGAAGCAUCAUUCUUCGACUCAGUGCGCAAAGGCAUACAGAAACCCCGAGCGCGCGCGACGCCCGGCAGGGGCAUCCAAACGCCACACCUAAUGAAGUUCUUCUCGACGUCCGCCUGGUCCGGCUUCGACGAUUCCCCCACGGGUUUCUUCAACACCUUCGCCACGCUCUUCUCCCUCCUGGCAGCCGACGAGACCUCCUGGUCCUCUCCACACCUCUAUCCCGGCUUCGGCACCUCAUCAACAAACGACGUUGCCGACAUUCGAGCGUUCUAUUCCGCUUGGACAAAUUUCUCGACUGAGAAGGAUUUUGCGUGGAAGGAUGUGUACAAGAUGGAGGAGGAGAUGCCGCGUUGGCAGCGACGGGAGAUUGAGAAGGAGAAUCAGCGCGCGAGGCAGAGUGCGAAGCGGGAAUACAACGAGGCUGUCAGGAACCUCGUCAUGUUCGUCCGCCGCCGCGACCCCCGCUGGACAACCACCACCUCUGCCGCUCGCGCCGCCGCCGAAGCCGAGAUCCGCGCCUCACUCGCCGCCUCCGCGCGCGCUCGCGCAGCCGAACGCGAAGCGAACGCCGCAGCAUACGAAGCGCAGGAUUGGCAGCGGGGCGGGAAGGGCGAGGAGGAGGUUUUGCGGAUGUGGGAGGAGAGGAGUGAGGUUGGGAGCGGUGAGGAGGAGGAGGAAGGGGAGGAGGUGGAUGAGGUUGUGUGGUGUGAAGCUUGCGAGAGGGGGUACAGAAGUGGCGGAGCGUGGGAGAACCAUGAGCGGAGUCGGAAACAUGUCAAGAAUGUCGAGCGCCUCAUCCGCGAGAUGCAACUCGAAGAUGCCGAGCUCGGUCUGAACGGUACCGCGCCUGCCUCGGAACCCGACGAGCCCGCCUCACCCGUCGCCUCUUCCUCACGCUCAGCUUCGCCUUCCCCCCCUCCUCCAGCGACUGCAGCAGACGCCACCGCUCUAGCUGACUCGCUCGCCUCUUUCUCCGUUGCCAUUAAUGACGACGAAGACGACCUGCCCACCUCUUCCACGAAGAAGUCAAAGAAGAAACAGCGCGGGAAGAAGCCCACUCCCCUUGCGCCUGAUUCGCCCUCCGACUCUGAUGACCUCGCAGCGCUUGGGAUCGCACAAGGGCGGAAGAAGCGUAAAGGAAAGGGUAGGCAGGGGUUCCCUCCGACCGGCCUCGAUGCCGAGGAGGAGGAGCUGGAUGCCGAAGUGAGCGGGUUGAAGGAAGAGGUGAAGUUGGACUCGAGCGAUGAGGAGUGGAGGAAGGGCGGAGGGAAGGGGAAGAAGAAGGGUGGGAAGAAGGGCCGGAGCGGAGUGGGGACCGCGAAGAGCGGGACGGCGAGUCCGGCGCCUCCAACGCCUGCUCCUGCGGCGAGCGAAGAGGCGGGCGAGGCCGAGCCAGAGAGGGAGGAGGAGGACGACCGGGCGACGAGCAAGAAGGACAAGCGGCGGGCGAAGGAGACGCUCAAGAAGGGCGGUGGAAAGGGCAUAGCGGACGCCAUCCGCUGCAACGUCUGCAGCGAGUCGUUCGCCUCGCGCUCGAAGCUCUUCCAGCACAUCAACGACACUGGCCACGCACUCGCCGACUCGUCAGCCGGCGCAGGCUCGUCCAGCAAGAAGAAGAAGGGCAAACGAUAG